CGGCUUCAGUCAGUCAUUCGAGCAUUUAUAAAUUUAUAAUUCUUCUAUUCUACUUAAUUUUUCUAGUACAAUAGCUAUUCUUCAGUGAAGUUUUAAUUUUUUGUUACAUAUGUGUAUAGUUUAAAAAAACUGUGUAAAAAUGCAACCGACUUCGAUACUUCCAAAGUUAUCAGACACAACUCAAACGAUUUCUUUUUCGGAAGGCGAUGGAGUGUGCAGCUCUGAAGUCUAUGCCUCCGAAGUCAUUGUUACCACCAAUGCUGGUAACCACAAUCAUGGCAGCUCUAAAGUGAAGCUCAAGAAUCUUGUGGACUACAACUGGGAGCCUAAGUUUUAUCCUGGUCAGCUGCUAGCUGUGCACAUUGGUGGGAAGUAUUUAGCUUAUUCUAUUAAAGCUCCCAACCCAGCUAAUCCGGGCACAUGGAAUGGUAUGGUCAGAGUGGUCUACAGUCCAGAGCCCGGAACUGAUAGACGAACUUUAAUUAAAGGGAUGAAGGGAGAGGUUCAAGAUUUGGCUUUUGCACAUAUUCAAAAUCAAGUUGUGUUGGCGUGUAUUGACGAAAUGGGCAACUUUUAUGUCCAUGAAAUUGAACUUACUGAUAGUGGACUCAAAGUGACUUUGGUGGUGGAAGUGCGAGAGGACACUGGUGUUGGUGGUAGUACCCACCGUGUGGUGUGGUGCCCGUACAUCCCUGAUGAUGAAGAUGAGGUUCCUGAUGACGAUGUUGUUAGACUCCUGCUCACCACGCACGGGAAUGUUGCUCGCAUGUGGAACAUGAAGACGGUGUCAGCGAGCGGUGGUCUGGAGAGGUGCGCGAGCGCUCGUGCUGCGCUGGAAGGUGGAGGUGCUCGUGCGGCUGGUGAACAUGGCGCUCCCGUGUUGGCCGCAGCCUUCUCACCGGACGGCACCGCCCUCGCCACAGCUGCUGCUGAUGGAUAUGUUAUGUUCUUCCAGGUGUACAUGAUGAAUGAUAGCAACCUACGCUGCUUGCACAAGUGGCAGCCGCACGAUGGCAAGCCUGUUAGCUGUCUCUUCUUCCUCGACAAUCACAAGAACUACAACACCGACGUACAAUUCUGGAAGUUUGCAAUAACUGGUGCGGACAACAACACAUUGAUCAAGGUCUGGUCUUGCAAGUCAUGGAACUGUCUGCAGAGUAUAACAUUCUCACCGACUAUCAACGGUGAACCUACCUUAGGUCUGAAGGCCAUGUUAGACUACAGUUCAAGUUAUUUGUUACUAUCAGACUUCAAGGCCAGGAGUUUGUAUGUUCUGAGCAUGGCAAGUGAUGUGAACGAUGCCAUGGCUUAUUGUAAGAGCAUCUCCGAGUUCCUGUUGCCAUAUCCUGUGUUAAGUUUCUGUAUUGUGGAUGCUGAGGAGGAGGUGGUGAAGUGUGAAUCAGGCUGCGAGGAUCCCUUCCUAGGCAGCACCUCCAGCGGCGAGAACGGUGACUCUCCAGAUGAAUUUGAACUUCACCAUGAUGAUGAAGGUGUGAGGGAGUGCGGUGGUGGGGGUGGUGGUGGUGGUGGUGGUGGACGGCGCGUCUCCCUGCGCCUCUACAUCGUGCAGCCCAAGGGUCUGCAGGAAGGCGAGCUGGUCUACACUCCGCCAGGGGACUUCUCCCACGGUAUGGUUGCGGAGUGUGAGGAGAUGGGUGUAGACAUGGGCGUGGGUCUGGAGGAGGCGGCGCCUUCCGCUCCCGCACCCGCACCUUCCACCAUCCUGCAGCAGCAGAGUCAGCAGCUCAAGAACCUACUCAUGAGGAGUCAGACACAGCCGGGCAGCUUGAUGGGACAACGUGUGGAGUCACCACCUCCAAUACCACCACAGCUCAACCUUAUGACACCGGAUGCUUUCAGUUCCCCGGGCAAGCGGGAUGAGGAUGACCCACCAUUGUCUGCUACUCCUGAUGUCAAUAAAUCUCUGCCAACAACUAAUGGUCCAGAGGAAGCGGUGAUAACUGGUGCUGAAGUGAAGUCUCCGUCUGGUGGCUCCAGCCCCAGUCUGGAGGUGCAGCAGAUCAUGUCACACAACGAACAGACAUAUUACAAAGAGGAUAUGGAGGAGGGUACAAGUGCUGUGUCGGAGGAGUGCAGAGUGCAGGAGGAUGCUGCGGAGCAACUCUUCCCUGCUCCUGAUGCUUAUAACUCUCACAGCGCACACGGAAACUCACCACCUGACAAACUGACUCAUACAAACAGCGAGACAACAUGGCCACAGAUAUCAUUGGAACAGAUAACGGAAGCCAACCAGCGCAAGGCGUCCAGUGACAAAGGCGGGCAGAGUCUGACUGCGCCUCUCACAGACCAACUGAGCAAUUUGAGCGCCGCCAUCAGCGCCACUGCGCCGCUACCACCACUGAGCGUCACUCAUAGCACCACUCUCACAGCACCGCUCACCCAGCUCAACCCCACUCACACUCACAUAGAUCGCAAUGAUGAACUAUCUCGAGCACGCUUUGAUGCACUCGAACAGAAGAUUGAUAAAUUAAUGGAGGUGGUGUGUGCGCAGGCGCGCGAGGUGCGUGCGCUGCGUGCGGAUGCGCGUGCGCCGCGAGAGUUGCUGGAUGCUGCACUGCACGAGCACUCGCAGCGCACCACCGCCGCCAUACACACCGCCAUGGCUGACGGUUGGGAACGUAUCUCCGGUCUGGGUGAGGCGGCGAGCAAGCGCGCUGCUGCUGCAGCAGGUUUGGGUGCGUCGCGGGCGCUGGAACCCCUCGCCAACGCGCUGCAGCAUGAGCUGGCUGCCAAGUUGUCAGCCACAGACCGUCUGCUGCGAGAUAACAUCGACAAGCUCGCAACCAGCAAGACUUUAAUGGAGCGCCUGAGUGGCGCAAUAGCAACAUCCCUGUCUGAGAUGGUGCGGGAGUCAUUCCGUGAGGCGCUGUGUGAGAGCGUGGUGCCUGUCAUGGAGAAGGCGCACGCGCAGAUCUUCAGACAGAUCAACCAGGCCUUCCAGAACGGCACCAAGGAGUUCGCAGCAAAAACGGAGUCAGCAGCGCGGGCGGCGGCGGAGCGCGGUGGUAUGGCGGGGGCGGAGGCGCUGCGGGCGGCACUGGAGCGCCAUGCGGAGGCUCUCGCAGCCGCCACCGCGCAGCCCAACAUCACCGCCACCCUGAGGGAUGUCACUCACAGCGUGUUGGAGAAGGAGCUGUCGUGGUGGCGUGAGCAGGCUCGCAGUGUGGCGCUGCAGGUGUCUCGAGCUCACUCACCUGCCUCCUCGACCGCACACGGCGCCGUCGAUAGACAGAUGCAAGUGGCUCAGAUCCAGUCGCUGAUGUCCAGCGGUGACGUGAACGGCGCGUUCCAGCUGGCGCUGUCGGCCUCCGACCUGGCGCUGGUGGUGGCCGCGUGUCGUGCGGCUGAACCGGCUCGGGUCUUCGGCCCUCCCUGCAGACUUAAACAGAAUGUUCUGCUCUCCCUCGUGCAGCAGCUCGCUGCGGACAUGCAGCGAGACACGCAGCUCAAACAUAGGUACCUGGAGGAAGCUAUAAUGAACCUGGACACAACAAACCCGGUAACACGGGAGCACCUGCCGGUGGUGCUCCGCGAGCUGCAGAAGCAGGUGAUGGCCUUCCUGUCCGCCAACCCGGGACAUGCGCUGUCGCGCCAGUUCCGCAUGCUGCUGCUGGCUGCAGACUCCCUGGUGAAGGCGGCUGUGUGACAGCGCUGCAGCCACUGUGUCUGCAUCAGUUAUUGGACUUCAAUGCACUGAGCGUGGGCUAUGCUAGUGGUUGUCUUACUAUGGGUUUUUACUACAACAAAUCUUGUAUUGAC
Papilio machaon (common yellow swallowtail) is the source of this 3780-nucleotide messenger RNA. It is a transcript of the gene Ge-1, whose product is annotated as enhancer of mRNA-decapping protein 4. Gene Ontology annotation, biological process: deadenylation-independent decapping of nuclear-transcribed mRNA. Bases 140 to 3667 code for a protein of 1175 amino acids. NCBI's taxonomy places the organism in Eukaryota, Metazoa, Arthropoda, Insecta, Lepidoptera, Papilionidae. The transcript has 23 exons. Gene Ontology annotation, molecular function: protein binding. Gene Ontology annotation, cellular component: P-body. The record is from RefSeq and is a predicted model, not a curated record.